Messenger RNA from Hyalella azteca, 2869 nucleotides. Its product is annotated as probable methylmalonate-semialdehyde dehydrogenase [acylating], mitochondrial. The transcript is spliced from 12 exons. Lineage: Eukaryota; Metazoa; Arthropoda; Malacostraca; Amphipoda; Hyalellidae. The record is from RefSeq and is a predicted model, not a curated record. Gene Ontology annotation, cellular component: mitochondrion. Bases 435 to 2009 code for a protein of 524 amino acids. Gene Ontology annotation, biological process: thymine catabolic process; L-valine catabolic process. Gene Ontology annotation, molecular function: malonate-semialdehyde dehydrogenase (acetylating, [NAD(P)+]) activity; methylmalonate-semialdehyde dehydrogenase (acylating, NAD+) activity.
AACUUUGCUGUUAAUCAUAAUGUAUAAACAUCAUUCAAGGUCUGGCGAAGUUAGGCGAUGAUAGGCAUGCGUCAUGCAUUGCGCGGCCUGUCUUGCUUCUGGUCUUACAAGCUCGUAAAGUGAGAGCAUUUAAUGGUUGAAAACUGCUUAACUGGACCUACGCUGAAGUAAUUAAUUUACCAUUCAGUUACUGUGAUAAUAAAUUUAUAGGUACCUCAAGAAUACCGGUGAACGUGCUGAAUUUUUUUAAUAGUAAUGACUUAUUUUUCGACUCAAGGUGGCCAAGCGGAUGAUGUUAACUAGAAUGUACAGGUGGUUUACAUUGCCUGUGCAUAUUCAGCUCCCGUUACAACACGCUUGAGCACUACGAUCGACUAAUUCUCAAUACUAGCGACGUCUCUUGCCAGGCAACCACCGGUCCAGUGUUAAAAGUCAUGUCUCUACUCAAGAUGAUGAACCCUGUGACUGCUAGGAUGUAUGGAGGCAUGGUGAAGAGAGGAUUGGCGUCUGCAGCUCCCACAACCAAACUCUUCAUCAAUGGUCAAUUUGUGGAAAGCAAGUCUGACAAAUUCUUGGAUGUUCACAACCCUGCAACAAAUGAGGUUGUGACACGAGUUCCCUGUGCCACUGCUGCUGAGAUGGAAGCUGCAGGCUCUGCUGCAGUGGAAGCCUUCAAGACUUGGUCUCAAACUUCAGUGCUGACACGACAGCAGCUCAUGUUCAGAUAUCAGGAACUCAUUAAGAAAAACAUGAAAGAAUUGUCCAAGCUUGUGACUCUUGAGCAAGGAAAAACAUAUGCUGAUGCUGAUGGCGAUGUUCUACGUGGUCUCCAGGUCGUGGAGCACUGCUGCAGCGUCACCAGUCUGCAGCUAGGCGAGACAAUGCCCAGUAUUUCCCGUGACAUGGACGCCAUCUCAUACAGAGUGCCUCUUGGGGUCUGUGCUGGUGUUGCUCCAUUUAACUUCCCUGCGAUGAUCCCUCUAUGGAUGUUUCCUGUGGCGAUCGUCUCCGGCAACACGUACGUGUUCAAGCCUUCAGAGCGUGUGCCUGGCGCCACGAUGCUGCUUAUGAAGCUCCUGCAGGAGGCAGGCUGCCCUGACGGCGUCGUCAACGUAAUCCAUGGCCAACACGAGGCCGUCAAUUUCAUAUGCGACUAUCCCGCCAUCAGAGCCAUUUCCUUUGUUGGCUCUGAUCAGGCUGGCCGCUAUAUAUACGAGCGCGGAAGUCGCAAUGGGAAGCGCGUGCAGAGCAACAUGGGCGCCAAGAACCACGGGGUCAUCAUGCCCGAUGCAAACAAAGACAACACCAUCACACAACUCGUCGGUGCUGCGUUUGGCGCUGCUGGACAGAGGUGCAUGGCACUGAGCACAGCUGUGUUCGUGGGCGAAGCACGCAACUGGCUGCCUGAUCUCGUCGCUAAAGCCAAGGCUCUGAAAGUCAACGCUGGGCACGAGCCUGGAGCUGAUCUAGGACCCGUCAUCUCACCUCAAGCCAAGAAUCGGAUCGCAUCGCUGGUCCAGAGCGGUAUCGACGAGGGAGCGGAGUGCCUUCUCGAUGGCCGCGACAUCAAAGUUCCAGGCUAUGAACACGGAAACUUCAUUGGACCGACCAUUCUUUCUGAUGUUAAGCCAAAUAUGAAGUGCUACACUGAGGAAAUUUUCGGCCCAGUGCUCGUGGCAGUCUCUGUAGACACGCUCGAUGAUGCCAUUGAACUGAUCAACAGCAACCCUUACGGUAACGGCACUGCAAUAUUCACUACCAACGGCGCCACUGCAAGGAAAUUCACUAACGAAAUUGACGUGGGACAGAUCGGAGUCAACGUGCCUAUUCCUGUUCCCUUGCCGAUGUUUUCCUUCACGGGUUCACGGGGCUCAUUCCUCGGCGACGCCAAUUUUUAUGGAAAAUCUGGUUUAAACUUCUAUACUCAGUGGAAAACUGUGACGCAAAUGUGGCGUGACUCAGACGCGACUCCAACCGGCACGGCCACCGCCAUGCCAGUCAUGCGCUAACCAGUCACUCAGAUGAGGGCGAGGAUCGCGUCCGGCGGAGCGUGAAUAGUCGCGACAACUAAGACUGGCAGCCGGUGACAUCAUUAAUGAUGACGACCAUAACUUGGAGACGCCAUGGCAUUUGAAGGCGGCUAGAUCUGUCUCUUCAUCUCAAAAUUCAGACUUCAAGGCUGAUAUACGCAUUGUUCAUCGUUGCAAACAGCGAUCAUGCAUAACUAUGCAUCAAUUUAUCAGCAGGUUUCAAACUUCUACAUAUUAAAAUUAUGAAAAUGGAUAUAGCUGCAAGCCUGGACCACAGAAUACCUUCUACUACUACUUUCCUACUUUCAUAAUGUGAUGCGAGAUGAAGCAUAAUUUCUUUUAUCAUUUCCGAUCAUUCGUUGGCCAUAUUUCAUCUUAGUAGGUCAAACUUGGCCUAUUCAUCAGCGCCGAUACUACCACACUACACUAUACUAUAGUGAUGUUUCAAUACAAUCUUGUUAAUGCAGAUUCUAAGGAAUUCAAUUUAUGUUUAGAAUGAUUUGUAAUGAAAUUAAAGUUUUAUUGUUAGCAAAUGUCAUUAUUUGAUGUAACGCAUUUCAAAAAUUUAAGUCGUUUCUUUGCUUAUUGAGAUUUUAAUUUAAGGUUAUGGAAUGUCUGCUGGAUAGUAUUAUUUUUUUGUUGCUUCUGUGUUGCUCUCUGAGAGUUUUCGUAUUCCUGCAAAAGAUGCUUUCACGUGUUCAAGAGAUUUAGUAGGAACGCUUUAUCUCAUUCUUAUUAAUGCUCAUUUGAUAGUUUAUUCCCGUAUGUACUAUAAAUUUGUAGGUGAGAUUAUGCUAUUGUUAAAAUUUGUACUACAAAUAUCUAGAUAUUUGCUUGAC